This is a messenger RNA of Pyrus x bretschneideri (Chinese white pear), 1334 nucleotides long. RefSeq names its product probable aquaporin NIP-type. Gene Ontology annotation, biological process: transmembrane transport. Gene Ontology annotation, cellular component: membrane. Gene Ontology annotation, molecular function: channel activity. The record is from RefSeq and is a predicted model, not a curated record. The transcript is spliced from 5 exons. Bases 1 to 837 code for a protein of 278 amino acids. Lineage: Eukaryota; Viridiplantae; Streptophyta; Magnoliopsida; Rosales; Rosaceae.
AUGUCUGAUCAAGUAGCGGUAACGUUGGAAGAAGGGCGCAGUGGUUACUCGGAGCGUUCUGGAUUUUGGCAUUCUCCAGAGAUUGUUCAACUUACCCAAAAGGUAAUUGCAGAGGUGAUAGGGACAUAUUUUGUGAUAUUUAUUGGAUGUGGCUCGGUAGCAGUGAAUAAAAUUUACGGUUCAGUAACAUUUCCAGGAAUUUGCUUUACAUGGGGAUUAAUCGUCAUGGUUAUGGUCUAUUCCGUUGGCCAUAUCUCCGGUGCCCACUUUAAUCCGGCCGUCACCGUCACCUUCGCCAUCUUCCGCCAUUUUCCACUCAAACAGGUGCCUCUGUAUAUUGCAGCGCAUGUGUUAGGAUCCAUCCUUGCAAGCGGGACGUUAUGCCUUGUUUUGGACGUGCCCCAAACGGCAUAUUUUGGAACAAUACCAGUUGGACCGAACCUUCGAUCUUUGCUCAUGGAGAUCAUUGCCUCUUUUCUCUUGAUGUUUGUUAUUUCAGGCGUCGCCACAGACAGCAGAGCUAUUGGAGAAUUGGCAGGAAUUGCUGUAGGAAUGACAAUAACCAUCGACGUCUUUGUUGCCGGACCGAUCUCAGGGGCAUCGAUGAACCCAGCACGGAGCCUAGGGCCAGCAAUAGUGAUGCACACAUACAAGGGAAUAUGGAUCUAUUUUGUAGGUCCAUUCAUUGGCACCAUACUCGGUGGAUUUGUCUACAAUCUCAUUCGAUUCACUGACAAACCAUUGAAAGAGUUAACUGACAAACCAGUACUGCGGGAGUUAAGCAAGAGUGCUUCCUUCAUCAAAUCCGUCUCCAAAAACAAUUUUAAUAGAACUUAAUAAUCCUAGCUAAUUCAUAAUAAAUUAUUACGUACUGCUUUGAUGAAAUCGAUCGGUAGUUGAUCUCUUCCCCUUCUACAGCCUGCUGCUGCAUGACAUGCAUACCAAUGGCUUAAGCUUGUGUACAUUAUCCUAGGCCCUAGGGAAUAUGCUGAUUUUGUUCUUUUUUUUUGGAGGUCAAAUAGGCCAUUUGCUGUUUGGAAGGGAGUAUAAAAUAAAAAUCGACUUCUUUUUGUUGAUUUCUUAGUCAGCUUUAAAUUAAAUUGUUUUUCCAUAUUUUUUUUUAAAUGAUUUGUAGCUUUUGUGCCAUGCAUACGAGUUAUUAUAUAUUCGUUUACUCAAAAUAUGAUCACUAUCAUAAUAUGAUUAUUGUUAAUUUAUACAAAAUGAACUAGUUUAUACACGGUAAAUUUUGUAAGAAAAGAAAGAACUUCAGAGAGAAAAGGAAGAAGAGGAAAUGAACAGUCGUUUAUUACAUUUCUUAUUGAGGUAGUAGU